GACGCUUCACAGAGAACUACAUUUCCCGGUGUGCUUUGCGCCGAGUCCCGGAAGACGUAUAGCAAGAGGUCGCGGACAUGGCGGCACGCAUGGGAUGUCUUCUCAGACAGCGGCUAUGGAAGGAGACACUGACCGUCAGGAGAUCAUUGAGAGUAGGAGCUCCAUGUGCCUCUGCAGCCGGUCCCCCUCAUUUCACAGACCCAGAAGUACAGAGUUUGUUGAAAAAAAUGACUGGUCUGAAUUUGGAAAAAGUCUUCCAGCCAGUGAAACAGCAACUCAAGCCACCCACAUACAAGCUGUUAACUGAAGAACAAUAUCAACAGACUGUACAGAAGGUGUCUUUGACUGCCGAAAAAUGCCUUGAGAUGCCACCGGUGCUGAGUGAGAGGAAGCCCAUUGAGAGCGUUUUGUCAGAAGAUAAAAUUCUGUGUGAUGUUGAGACGGCUAAAUAUGUUUUCACAGAUAUUACAUACAGCACCCCUCACCGUGAACGAUUUAUAGUUGUAAGGGAGCCAAAUGGUGUCCUUCGAAAGGCCACAUGGGAGGAGAGAGAUCGAAUGAUCCAGGUUUACUUCCCUCGUGAAGGCCGCAAGCUUGCAACUCCCCUUGUCUUUCAACCAGAAAAUAUGCAGGUAUUGUUCAAAGAGGAUCGACACGAGGAACUUCUGAACCGAUGCCUGGUUCAAUUUGAUCCCGAUUCUGCCGAGUAUAUCAGAGUGCAUCACCAGACAUAUGAGGAUGUUGACCUGCAUGGCAAAUAUGAUUUAUUGCGCUCCACCAGACAUUGUGGGGGCAUGGCUUGGUAUCUGUGCUGUCGAAAGAAAAUAGAUGGGUUUCUCAUAGACAUGAUCCAAAGAGACCUGUUGGAUGAUGCCGUUAGUUUAGUGCGACUGUAUCAUAUGCUGCAUCCAGACUCUGUAUGUGCAAGAGAGUCCCAGGGAGCUGACGGGGUGGAGCUGAUUAAGAUCUAUGUGAAGAUGGAGGCUCAGAAACCCGGAUACAUAGAACUGGCUCUGCAAGCGUAUCAGGAAUCUCUGAGCGGCGCAGCUUCAUCUUGAUAAUGAAAUAGUCCACUCACAUUGAUUUCCAUGAAAAUCUUUGUCAUGACCAAAGGCCCAAAUUCUUCCAACUGUGGAAUCCUUCCAGAGGAAAAGGCAAUGUCAGAUUGAACGCGGGGCAGAAGCUGCUGGACAAGGAUUUGUAUAUUAUAUAAACAUUAUCAGAGCUCAUCUUGUGCAUCUAUUUAAUUCUGUUUCUUAAUAAAGAUGCUUAUUAAGUCGAA
Molecule: messenger RNA, 1282 nt
Organism: Xenopus laevis (African clawed frog)
Lineage: Eukaryota; Metazoa; Chordata; Amphibia; Anura; Pipidae
Gene: mrps22.L
Product: mitochondrial ribosomal protein S22 L homeolog
Exons: 8
Coding region: 78-1058 (326 amino acids)
Source: RefSeq, a predicted model, not a curated record